Molecule: messenger RNA, 2067 nt
Organism: Colletotrichum chrysophilum
Lineage: Eukaryota; Fungi; Ascomycota; Sordariomycetes; Glomerellales; Glomerellaceae
Exons: 2
Coding region: 1-2067 (688 amino acids)
Biological process (GO): carbohydrate metabolic process
Source: RefSeq, a predicted model, not a curated record
AUGAAGGCUGCCAUCCCCAUCCUCCUCGCCGGCUUCGCUGCGGCCGCCGACCUAGCCAGCAAAGACUUCCGCGUCAACAUCAACGACAAAACCGGCGCCAUCGACAAAAUCACCGACCCGCGCUUCAAGAACGCCAUGAACUGGGUAAGCACCGGCUCCAACGCGCCCUGGCUACCGACCGGCAGCCGCUGGGGUCUAGGCUACGCCGACCUGGGCCAGGACUCCCUCCACCGCCACUUCUGGAACUUCCCCCGGAUCACGAAGCGCGAUAAUACCGUCGAAGCAGUCUACAGCGCGGGGUCUCUCGAGCUCCAAGUCAGUCGGAGCGUCGACGACAAGGACCAGUCCUUCACCGAGUCGUACACCUUCACGAACAAAGGCGCCGCGGCGCUGGAUCUGGGCAGUCGAGGGACAACCUCUUUGGCCGUUUACACCCCUUUCAACGACCACUACACGAACACAAGCGAUUGUGUCGCGGCGCGCUCGCAUGCACACGUCUGGGCGUUCGGAGGAGCUUCCUCCUGGGUUAAGCUGAACCAGAUGGGUGGGAAGUAUCGGAAUCUUGGGUUAGUUUUGACGAAGGGCGCGUUGGUGGGCUACAGUAUCGAGGGACGCGACCCAGUCACGCUCUCCAAUACGCGUGGCGCUUUUCUCCUUCAUCCUUCUAUCCAGACGCUCCAGCCGGGCGAGUCGAGCACGAUCGCGUGGACGUGGUUCUGGCACAGCGAUUGGGACGACUUCUUCCAGCAGAGCACCAACCGCUCUGAGCAAUUCGUAAGGAUCGAGACGGGCGACUACACAUCCGUUACCAGGGAGACGGGCUCCAUCUCCCUCAGCGGUGCCUCCGUGAAUGCCAAUACGAAAGUCAGCGGCCAAGCAGUCCAAUGCGACGACCAACUCUGCCAUUACAACUUCACUGCCGGGCGUCCAGGGCGGACGAACCUCGUAGUCACGACAGAUAACGGCUACAACUCGACAAUCUUCCUCAAUACCGUCCCGACAUACGACGAUCUCAUCGAAAGCCGCACCAAGUUCAUCAUCGAAAACCAGCAAGACCACACGCCCGACACCCCAGCCGAGGGAGCCUACCGCGUCUUUGACAACCAAGCCAAUCUCAUCGCGACGUGGGACACCUCUACCGACCGCAAUCCCGGCCGCGAGCGCGUCGGGAUGGGCAUUCUCAUGGCGCGCUGGCUUAAAAAGAAUCCCGAGAACGUCGAGGUGCGGGAAUCGCUGGAGAAGUACUACACUUACGUCUCGACCAAGCUACAGGAAGAGAAUGGUUUUUUUCACAUCACCGUUGCGGCGCUCGAUCUCAAUUUGACCGGGACCGUGGCGGAGAAGACGCCCCUGGAGCGCUUCAUGCUCACCCUGGAGAAAUUUUACGCAGAAGGCGGCGGCCAGCUGUACGCCAUCGGCCUGCCUAUCCUCGAAAGCCUGCGAGCGCUCGAGAAGCACGGGAACGAGGAGUGGUUGCAACGCGCAAAGGAGCUUUUCCUCGCCCACGGCGAAAACAUCGUCACACGAGGGCUAGACUACCCAUCUUUCGAAGUCAACUUCGAACAAUCCAUCGUCGCCCCCGCCGCCGUGAUGCUACUCGAGCUCUGGCGCUACACCAACGACGACAAGUGGCUCGAAGCCGGUAAACUACACCUCGACACCCUCCUCCUCUUCGCCGGCAAACAGCCCGACUACCGCCUCCACGACGUCGCGAUCCGUCACUGGGACGGGUACUGGUUCGGCAAAGACCGUAUGUGGGGAGACACGUUCCCGCACUACUGGAGCACGCUGAACGGCAUCACGCUACAUCACUACGGCAAGGGUUUGAAGAACGAUACCGAAGGCCAGGCGGCGGCGUUGAAGACGGCUGGUGGUAUCCUCCAGAACAAUCUUGCUUUAUUUGAGGCGAACGGGCGCGCGUCGUGUGCGUACAUUUAUCCGACCUCCGUCAAUGGCCGCGCUGGGAACUACAAGGAUCCGUAUGCGAAUGAUCAGGAUUGGGUAUUGGCUCACUUGUUGCAGAUUGAGGAAGACGAUGCCUUUGAUGAGGAGCAAGCAGGCAGAUAA